This is a messenger RNA of Callithrix jacchus (white-tufted-ear marmoset), 3031 nucleotides long. RefSeq names its product kinesin associated protein 3 (gene KIFAP3). Gene Ontology annotation, cellular component: kinesin II complex; axoneme; ciliary transition zone. Gene Ontology annotation, biological process: cilium organization; microtubule-based movement. Gene Ontology annotation, molecular function: kinesin binding. NCBI's taxonomy places the organism in Eukaryota, Metazoa, Chordata, Mammalia, Primates, Cebidae. The record is from RefSeq and is a predicted model, not a curated record.
ACUCAGAGGUCAGUGCCUCAGACUGAGCCUGCGCAUACAAGUGGUGCAGAGCAAGCGCAUGCGCCCUGACUGCCCAGCAAAGGCGACUCUGGGCGGGUCUGGGCCGCUCCAGCGUUUUGGGGCCCAGGAGCUGUGGGAGGAGCUGGAGGCUUCACCCUGGUAACCACAGCGCCGCUGCUGCCCUGCCUUGCGGGCCUCAGGAAUGGCAUCGCCUCUAGGUGUGAGGGUACUUUGGCCACCGUCCCCGGAAAUAGCUGCGCCCGCCUCUCAGAUACCUCAUCCUCCCCACGCCGCUGCCGCUGCCGCCAUGCAAGGGGAGGACGCCAGAUACCUUAAAAGGAAAGUUAAAGGAGGGAAUAUCGAUGUACAUCCCUCAGAAAAAGCACUCAUUGUUCAAUAUGAAGUGGAAGCUACCAUUCUUGGAGAAAUGGGGGAUCCCAUGUUGGGAGAACGAAAAGAAUGUCAAAAAAUCAUUCGACUGAAGAGUCUCAAUGCCAACACAGAUAUAAUUUCCCUGGCAAGGAAGGUGGUUGAAGAAUGUAAACUCAUUCAUCCCUCAAAACUAAAUGAGGUAGAACAACUAUUGUACUACCUACAGAACCGCCGUGAUUCAUUGUCAGGAAAAGAGAAAAAAGAAAAAUCAAGCAAGCCUAAAGAUCCACCUCCUUUUGAAGGAAUGGAGAUUGAUGAAGUUGCCAACAUUAAUGAUAUGGAUGAAUAUAUUGAGUUAUUAUAUGAAGAUAUUCCUGAUAAGGUUCGGGGUUCUGCUUUGAUCCUGCAGCUUGCUCGAAAUCCUGAUAACUUGGAAGAACUACUAUUGAAUGAAACUGCCCUUGGUGCAUUAGCAAGGGUCCUGAGAGAAGACUGGAAACAAAGUGUUGAGUUAGCUACAAACAUAAUUUACAUCUUUUUUUGCUUUUCCAGCUUUUCUCAGUUUCAUGGACUUAUUACUCACUAUAAAAUUGGAGCCCUGUGUAUGAAUAUUAUUGAUCAUGAGUUAAAAAGACAUGAGCUUUGGCAAGAAGAACUUUCAAAGAAGAAGAAAGCUGUUGAUGAAGACCCUGAAAACCAGACCUUGAGAAAGGAUUAUGAAAAAACUUUAAAAAAGUACCAGGGGCUUGUGGUAAAACAGGAACAGCUAUUACGAGUUGCUCUUUAUUUGCUUCUGAAUCUUGCUGAGGAUACUCGUACCGAACUGAAAAUGAGGAACAAGAACAUAGUUCAUAUGUUGGUGAAGGCUCUCGAUCGGGACAAUUUUGAGCUGCUCAUUCUAGUUGUGUCAUUCUUGAAGAAACUCAGCAUUUUCAUGGAGAAUAAAAAUGAUAUGGUGGAAAUGGAUAUUGUUGAAAAACUGGUGAAAAUGAUACCUUGUGAGCAUGAAGAUCUGCUGAAUAUCACCCUCAGACUUUUACUGAAUCUAUCCUUUGACACAGGACUGAGGAAUAAGAUGGUACAAGUUGGACUGCUUCCCAAGCUCACAGCACUCCUAGGCAAUGAUAACUACAAACAAAUAGCAAUGUGCGUUCUUUACCACAUAAGCAUGGAUGACCGCUUUAAAUCAAUGUUUGCAUAUACUGACUGUAUACCACAGUUAAUGAAGAUGCUAUUUGAAUGCUCAGAUGAACGAAUUGACUUGGAACUCAUUUCUUUCUGCAUUAAUCUUGCUGCUAACAAAAGGAAUGUUCAGCUUAUCUGUGAAGGAAAUGGGCUGAAGAUGCUCAUGAAGAGGGCGCUGAAGUUUAAGGAUCCAUUGCUGAUGAAAAUGAUUAGAAACAUUUCUCAGCAUGAUGGGCCAACUAAAAAUUUGUUUAUAGAUUAUGUUGGGGACCUCGCAGCCCAGAUCUCUAAUGAUGAAGAGGAGGAGUUUGUGAUUGAAUGUUUGGGAACUCUUGCAAACUUGACCAUUCCAGACUUAGACUGGGAAUUGGUUCUUAAAGAAUAUAAGUUGGUUCCAUACCUCAAGGAUAAACUAAAACCAGGUGCUGCAGAAGAUGACCUUGUUUUAGAAGUGGUUAUAAUGAUUGGAACUGUAUCCAUGGAUGACUCUUGUGCUGCAUUGCUAGCCAAAUCUGGAAUAAUCCCUGCACUCAUUGAAUUGCUAAAUGCUCAACAAGAAGAUGAUGAAUUUGUAUGUCAGAUAAUUUAUGUCUUCUACCAAAUGGUUUUCCACCAAGCCACGAGAGACGUCAUAAUCAAGGAAACACAGGCUCCAGCAUAUCUCAUAGACCUGAUGCAUGAUAAGAAUAAUGAAAUUCGAAAGGUCUGUGAUAAUACAUUAGAUAUUAUAGCGGAAUAUGAUGAAGAAUGGGCUAAGAAAAUUCAGAGUGAAAAGUUUCGCUGGCAUAACUCUCAGUGGCUGGAGAUGGUAGAGAGUCGUCAGAUGGAUGAGAGUGAGCAGUACUUGUAUGGUGAUGAUCGAAUUGAGCCAUACAUUCAUGAAGGAGAUAUUCUUGAAAGACCUGAUCUUUUCUACAACUCAGAUGGAUUAAUUGCCUCUGAAGGAGCCAUAAGUCCCGAUUUCUUCAAUGAUUAUCACCUUCAAAAUGGAGAUAUUGUUGGACAGCAUUCAUUUCCUGGCAGCCUUGGAAUGGAUGGCUUUGGCCAACCAGUUGGCAUUCUUGGACGCCCUGCCACAGCGUAUGGAUUCCGCCCUGAUGAACCUUACUACUAUGUCUAUGGAUCUUGAUAAAGUAUCCGUUUCCAUGCAUAAUCUCUGCUUAGAAGAAAUCUGUGUGGGUUGGGUUAAUUUGGGAUCUUUGCCUAAUAAUGCAUGUUGAUGUUACUGUGGAUCUGUGUUUCUUUUUAUUUUUAUGUUGUUAGCCGCAGAUUAGCCCCAGCCCCUUCUGUCUUCUGUUAAGUACAGUUGAUACUCACACUGUUCACCCAUCAAACCACAUCUUGAUGCUGAGUAACAUUUCCCAUGAGCCUGAAAACUGAAUGUUGAAAAGCUACUAGACUGGAAAACAAACACUGCAUUAUGUACAUUAAGUGACUAAUUUAAUUUCUAUUAAAAAGCAUAAAGUGAAAACAA